CUCUCGACUGCGAUGGAGGCAUUGCUGUUCAAUGUCGAUGGGGGCUUUCUGGAAGCGAUACUUCGAGGCUAUAAGGCGGGAAUCCUGACCCAGAGUCACUACGCCAACCUCUGCCAAUGCGAAACCCUCGAAGACUUCCGGACUCAGCUUUCGGCAACCGACUACGGCAACUUUCUUGCGAACGAGCCCCUCCCGAUCUCCACCUCCACCAUCGCAGAGAAAGCGACCCAGAUUCUCGUUAACCAAUUCAACUAUAUCCGCACCAAUGCAACAGAGCCCCUCAGCAAAUUCCUCGACUAUAUCACCUACGCAUACAUGAUUGACAAUAUUGUCCUGCUGAUUACUGGGACACUACACGAGCGGGAUACACAUGAACUUCUGGAACGAUGCCACCCUUUGGGUGUUUUCGACACCAUGCCCGCUUUAUGUGUUGCAACUAACGUCGAGGAGCUUUACCAGAGUGUCUUGGUAGAGACGCCGUUAGCUCCUUAUUUCCGUGACUGUCUUUCGGCGUCGGACUUAGACGACCUCAACAUCGAGAUCAUCCGUAACACAGUCUAUAAAGCCUACCUCGAGGACUUUUACCAUUACUGCACUUCCCUCGGCUCUCCCACCGCCGACGUCAUGCACAAGAUCCUCGAUUUUGAGGCCGACCGCCGCACAGUCAAUAUCACCAUCAACUCGUUCAACACAGAGCUAACCAAAGACCAACGGGCGAAGCUCUUCCCUGCUAUCGGUCGUCUCUUCCCGGAAGGCAACAACCAACUCGCGAAAGCAGACGACAUGGAGCAGGUCCGGCUGGUAUGCGAAAACAUCUCUGAAUAUCGGUCCUUCUUCUCCGACUCGACCUCGUCGGGCGGCGACGAUGGUGAUUCGUCUGCAGCCGCGCAGCUCGAAGACCGGUUUUUCACGACGGAGGUGCAUCUUAACAAGCAGGCCUUCUUGCAACAAUUCCAAUAUGGCGUCUUCUACAGCUACAUGAAGCUGAAGGAACAGGAAAUCCGCAACAUCACGUGGCUGGCGGAAUGCAUCUCUCAAAAUGCUCGCGACCGGAUGCAGGACUAUAUACCAAUCUUCUGA
Messenger RNA from Mycena indigotica, 1080 nucleotides. RefSeq names its product V-type proton ATPase subunit. Gene Ontology annotation, cellular component: fungal-type vacuole membrane; vacuolar proton-transporting V-type ATPase complex; proton-transporting V-type ATPase, V0 domain. Gene Ontology annotation, molecular function: proton-transporting ATPase activity, rotational mechanism. Lineage: Eukaryota; Fungi; Basidiomycota; Agaricomycetes; Agaricales; Mycenaceae. The transcript has 5 exons. The record is from RefSeq and is a predicted model, not a curated record. Gene Ontology annotation, biological process: vacuolar acidification; proton transmembrane transport; vacuolar transport. The coding region runs from base 13 to 1080 and encodes 355 amino acids.